GCGAGGAUCCCUGGAAUGAAUGAAAUAUGUAACAAGUGCAGAUUCUCAAAUGCUAUGUUUCUCGCCCAAAAACUCUUUCCCGAGAUUGUAGAUUUUUGGCCCAAGUCAUGGGUGCUGCCAAGUCAAUACAAGGAAUUGAAGAGCACGAUGAAAGGCAGUCGUUUGACAUUCAUCGUCAAACCCGGAGACGGCGCGAAGGGAGAAGGAAUUUUCAUAGCGUUGGGGUAUGAUGAUCUUUUUCGAAGGCUUGAAGAUCAUCAGAAGAAGUUCAACAACCUGGAUGUUGUCGUUCAGGUCUAUCUGGAGCAACCGAUGCUGUUGAAAGGAGGAUACAAGUUCGACCUUCGAAUCUAUGCCUUGAUACAAUCGGUUUCUCCUUUGCGAGUCUAUGUUUGUCGUGAAGGUCUUGCGAGGCUUUGCACUCUGCCUUACAAAGCUCCUUCACAAAACAAUGUGAAUCAAGUUAUGGGGCAUUUGACUAACUACAGCUUGAACAAACAGAGCGACAACUACGUGUGGAGUAAAUACGAUCAAGAUGAGGCCGGGUCUAAAAGAACCAUAUCAGCAGCUUUUGCGGAGCUGAAGAGGAUGGGGUUCGAUGUGGAUCAGAUAUGGCGACGGAUAGACAGGCUGGUGCAUGUGACUUUCCUAGCAGUGCAGCCCAUGCUGCUGGCUUCUUCACUACAGCUGAUGCAGGAACAUGGCGUGCCGAGGCGAUGGGGCUAUGAUGGGGGAGCUGGUUGCUUCCACAUUGUGGGGGUUGACGUGAUGCUGGAUAAAGACGGGAACCCAUACCUGCUAGAGCUGAACGCUAGUCCCCGGCAGGCGAUUGAA
This is a messenger RNA of Guillardia theta CCMP2712, 834 nucleotides long. RefSeq lists its product as hypothetical. Gene Ontology annotation, cellular component: cilium. NCBI's taxonomy places the organism in Eukaryota, Cryptophyceae, Pyrenomonadales, Geminigeraceae. The record is from RefSeq and is a predicted model, not a curated record. The transcript has a single exon. The annotation marks the transcript as partial. Gene Ontology annotation, molecular function: tubulin-glutamic acid ligase activity; tubulin binding. Gene Ontology annotation, biological process: microtubule cytoskeleton organization; protein polyglutamylation.